Colletotrichum godetiae is the source of this 4981-nucleotide messenger RNA. RefSeq lists its product as uncharacterized. NCBI's taxonomy places the organism in Eukaryota, Fungi, Ascomycota, Sordariomycetes, Glomerellales, Glomerellaceae. The record is from RefSeq and is a predicted model, not a curated record. The transcript is spliced from 4 exons. The coding region runs from base 241 to 4800 and encodes 1519 amino acids.
ACUCAACCCAGAGGCCCUUUCAAUCCUGGGCGGCUCUCCAUGUUCUUUUCAGAGCUCUCUGAUUGAGGUCGCCAACAUCCAACCCUUCUAUUUCAGCCUCCGAUCUCUGGUUACUUUUUCAUCUUGUUUUUCUUUCUCGACCUCGAUCACAUUGCAGCAGCGAACUCAGCGAACUCAGCGAACUAUACCCUCCAUGGAAUAGAUCGCGCGCGGCGCAGAAAAUCAAUCAACUCGGCGAAGAUGGAGAAGGACUUGCGUUUGCGCCUCGUGGUUCGACGCCACGGUGUGCCUGAUGUCAAACUUCUCUGGAACGUCACCGCCAACGAAGAUCUCACCAUUUCGAAGCUUCUUACCCAGGUCAACGAUGUCGUUCCCCUCGAGGGCGGCGAAUGGGGUCUGGAAGACUACGCCGUUGAGCUUAAGGAUGCCUCUGGCGACGGCUUCGAAUGCGUCCACUACCACCUUGUCUCCAAGGUCCUCAAGGAUGAUGACCAAGUUCUUAUCCGCCCCCUUCUGACCGGCGACCUGAAGAGACGACGACUCAGCGGCCGACACCAGAUUUCUGCUGACGGAAAGCACCUCGUCGAUGGCCUCGCUUUCGGACGCCCAUGGCUCAGAGCCCCCCGAGACCGCCCUACCGUCGCCCUUCCCCCCAGAAAGAAGGCUCGCAUCACAUACACAAGUGAAGACGAAGAAGACUCCCCAUCCGAAGCUGAGGUUCAGCGGCCGAUGCUGGAGUACGAAUCCACGAGAGCACAGGACGACCCUUCUAGCGUCCAGCUACGUACACGACUCUACGACGCAGGUCUAGGUAGCGACUCCGAAGAGGAAGAGGACGACUUCGAGCCCGCCGCCCACGAUUACGAUGAUGAGGGCAUGGAUUCGGAAAAUGACGAUAUCCAGGAUGAGCUCCGCAUGCUCCGCGAAGACAAUGCCGCUGUUAGAGAAGGCGAUAUUCUCGAAGAGCUGCGGAACAUCAGAGACAGAAGAACGUCGAGUGGAACCGCUGGCAGCAGCCGCUCAUUGGAGACGUCUGAUGACUCUCCAGUGCCGUCAGCGAGCAACGCGCUGGUCAGAUCUGGAGGGAGGUCGAACAGGUUCCAGCUAAACCUGGAUACACUCGAUAAGAUUGCAGCUCUGAGAGCCGCGUUUCCCAGCGCUCGGGUCUCCACCAUCGAAAGGACCCUGUUGAGGUACAGUGCAAACUCCGCACGAGCCUACCGCAAACUGGACAAGACUUUCGAACCCCGUCUCAGCCUACAGCAGACUCUGGACCAUCAGGCAAGGAGCCUAUCUAGCAGUCCGAUCCGGCACGCGAACUCGAACACGGGACGUGAGCUCGUUCUACGGGAAUCGAGUCCACUUGAGCGAUCCUCUCACGCCACAUCCCAUGGCCAGGAUGAGGAGGACGAGGAUGUGGACGAGAACGAUAGUGAUGAAGCCUCAGAGACUCUCAACCACAAUGCUUACGCUGAUCAUGCUUCGAUUGGUAGUAACGAUGUCUCAGACUCGGACUCCGAAUCUAGCUCCGAGGGCGCAACAUCUGAGUCUGAUGAGGAGAUGGGCAAUACUUCCGACAAUGAUUCAGUGGCCUCCUCUUCCGAGAACGAAUCCGACGACGAAUCGAGUGAGGUGGAAGGUGGCGGACCUGUUAUAGACGAAGACAACUCAGACUCGGCUGAAGAAGAAGCCUCGAGCUCAGACGACGAUUCGAGUUCGGACGGUUCUUCUAGCGAUGAGUCAAGUGUUGUAUCUGUAAAGGAGCGAUUGUCUGCCAGACAGGCUGCGAUUGUCGAGGUCUCAUCAGACUCGUCAUCAGAUUCAUCUUCGGACAGCAGCAGCGAAGAUUCUAGCUCGGAUUCUGAACCUGAGGAGCUUCCUAGCAAAACCCUCUCUAGCCAACGGAUUCUGUUUGACACGGUCAGACCCAAUGAGACUCUAAAGUUGCCUAGAGCCGCACCCGUCGCUGCAGCUCAACCCAAGCAAGAGCAGCCUGAUAUACCUCCUGGUCAGGGAUUGAGCAAGACGCAAAAGAGGAAUGCCAGGCGCAAACUUGCCAAGAGAAUGGCCGUCCAGAAGAGCUCCCCAUCGGCUGCGAAUAGCGCAGAGUUAUUCCCGGCGGGUAUGUCUGAAGAGCUGGCAGCAUUUCAAGCACGGAAGCAAGCCCUACUUAACGCCCUCGCAUCCGACGGCCCGGCUGAAGCCAGCCAGGAAAAGUCACUGGAGAUACCUGACUCAGCACCUCAAGAUGGCGCAGCAUCAACUGCCGACGCCGACAUCGACAUGAUGGAGACUUCACAGAGCCCUUCCGCGCAGGAAGCUGCCUCUGAGCGGCGCAUGAAGCCUAAUGUUGGAGCUGCCCGCCGCAUGCUCAUGGGAUCUUUGGGUCUCAAGAACCCAAAGAACAAGGCUGACGAAGACAAGAUUCGUCAAGACCUGAUGAAAGGUGUUCGACCUCACACCAACGCUCGUCUGUCGGAAGGGGCUUCGCAGCCUAGCGAAUCCGCGCAGACCCAAGAAUCGGUAGAGGAAGGCUCCGAAGUCUGGCGCGAGAAAAUCGCUUACCGAGCCGUAGAAUGCUGCCACGACGGCGUCGAGCUGUCGGAACCGCCCUUCCCUUUCGUCCAGCGUUGGGACCCUCAACAGCAGGUGGAAGAAUGGUUCGGUUCGAAGAAUAAGCGCGGGGGCAAACGUAAGCGCGUACAGCGCGAUCAAGCUCAAUAUCACGAAGGCGGCGACUCUCAAUCGUCGAAGAAGCGUCGCGUAACCGACGAAAGCUUCGGCGUGACCUUCUCCGACGCGGUUGAGUCUGCUCAAGAGGGAGACACGACACUCAAUUAUGAUGAUCCGUCUGACGAUCCGCCGGUAACUAAGAAACCUGUCGAAGAGAGCCAGGCGACGGACAUUGACGACCUUCCUUCACUUCCGUCCGAUUUGUCUAGUCUUCAGGACCUUCGUCCAGGAGAAGCCAAACUCGGCAUGGUCAUCACUUGGAAGCAACUGGCGUUGUCAUCGCAAACCAAUUGGCAACCCCAAGUAGUGAGCUUGACCGGUGUGCUCGUCAGGAUCUACGAUGAGGAUGCAUCCGAUCUUGAGUUCAUAUUGGCUCAUCGCGAUCGAGGCGUCGAUCGAACCGAGAAGACAUACGACGAAGAGACUGGAGAAAGGGUAUACGAUCGCUUCGAGGCCCCCGAUGAUGACGAAGACGAAGAUGCGGAAGACGAAGUCGAAGAGGGACAUCGACGUGUGAAUUAUCUGGAACUGAUCGAGCCCAAGAUCGUGCAGCUUCCCCUGGACGACGUCACAAAAGCGGACGAGAACGAGAAACUGAGUGCCUCGGAUGGCGAAAGUGGCCCUACGGACAGCGUCAUUCAUGAAACCAUUUACGAUGGCCAAAGUCAGCCGUCCCAGCUCAACGGAGAAAUUUCUGGUCAGUCUGAGCCUCAAGUCGCCGCGGGCAGUAACCCCCGUCUUGAUGCUUUCGCAGAGGGCGAUGAGUCUAGUCACCCCGGUGUACACUUGGAACAUGAUGACCACAACAUGGACGAAAGCGAUAUGCCUACCCCCCGAGCCAAAAGUCAGCCGAAAGACGAUAAUACGGUGCCGACAACAGAAAACGGCACUCAGAGCUCCAAUGGCAAUGUCCUCUCCAUCGAAUCGAAUCGUCGCCAUGAGAUCAGCAUCAUGAUCGAAGAAGCAGGCUUUCGCAAAGAUGUAUCACCAUCAGUCAUUCACCGCAAGACUAGCAGCCCUUCCCGCCAAUUACUAGACCAGUUGGAAGCUGCCAAUACCCCCAGUAUUGUGAAGAAUUUUAUUUCAGCGCCGGAUAACAGCCGAGAUGCAGGUACUGGGGUCACCGACGACGGGAGUGUUCAGCCGCCGUCAUCUAUGAGUAGUAUUCCCAGUGGUCGGCAAGUCGACCCGGACGACUUUGGCUUCAAUAUGGGAGAACACGACAUACAGCAGAUGAGCGACAAUGGCCAUGAUUUUCCUUCUGUCGAUGCCUCGACUCCAAGACCCCAGGUCCAUACGCCGACCAGAGAGAAGGAUACUCUUGAGCCGAACUCGAGCGAGAAGUCUUCUCUUCCGUCACUAGAGAGCCUGUUCAAGACAGCCUCGCAAAAAAAUUCGCAGAAGAACACACAAAGUCCAUCCAAGUCACAGGUACUGUCGGUGAUAGAGUCACGCAAGUCUAUUGUGUCCCGCGAUGAAGAGUAUGAAGCCGCAAUGCGCCAAAUCGACGAGGCAGAUGAAGACGAAGACAACGAUGUGCAAGACGAUGAGACGCCGCAGGAAUUCGGAAAGACACAAAAGACGUUGUUUCCCACCUCGAGCCAGCCAGAGGGACUGGCUUUCUCUGAAUCACCAGACUUGCCCGAUCCCAAGCCGACUGCCAAGUCAGCGCCCUCGUCUUUCAUCGAGACGGAGGACGUUAAGCCCCGUCUGCUACGUGAGCGAAUCCGGACAGGUUCUUCAUUCGUGGUUCCUCCUGGAUCACAGGUAGUUACCUUAUCCUCGAGCCCGCCUAGCUCGCCCCUGGAGGAGAAUUAUGCGGAAGACGACGUUGAUGAGGACUAUGAGGAGAACAACAGCAGUAGUCUUCCGCAUGGGCCCGGUUGGGUGCAGAAGAACAAGCCACCCAAGGCCAACCCGCGAGCGAAGAGUGUGCCGGCAGCAAGACCCACAGCAAGACCCACAGCCAAGACGGCGACUACGGGUCGACCCGUUCCUUCGAGCUCGAUGCCUGCGAGAUCCGCCGCGAGGAGAAAGGGGCCACGCAAGCCAUUAUCAAAGUUCUAGGAGAUGUUGCAUAGUGGUAGGAAGCUUUAGGCAGGUAGCAUGGCGGGGCGUGUGCAUGUGUAUGUAAGAGGGGGUCGAGAAGUCCUCGACAUGUUUACUAGCUUUUUUUCUUGCUUUGGGAAAUGAGGAUACCCGUACCCGGCAGGGUACUUUGCAUCAAUGGAAACAUGUUUUGUCAAAG